AACUGCUGAGUGGCACUGACGGUUCAUUUCACAUAUAUUACCAAUGUCGAAAGUUUCGGUUCGCAAAAGUCUACUGAGAUCGUUUGUGCAUCUCUUUUCCAUAAGUCGCAUAAUGACAUCUAUUUGCGGGUCAUCUUCUGCCAUUUGGCCUGCUAAUCAUACGAAUCUCCCGGAAAGUGUUUUCGCCCAGCAGAUGCUGCAACAAUGUCGCCAAAUGAAAAAACCUAACGUUUCGGUGGAUCUGAAUCAUUUUGAAGCUAUAUCAGAGAAGUUUCCCGCCAAGUUUGGCAUCGAUACCUGCCGGGUGAAAACUCAACCGGCGGAUCGAAGUCAACACAUACGGAAACAGAUCGCAUCCGCAUAUCCGGUGAUCCACGAACGGACCCUCUUGCUCUACAUCAGUUUCUUGGAGCACAAGCUCAAGUUCGGCAGCGAGCAGGAAAAGGCAAUCUACAAGGACAUGACUGUGGUUGACUUUGUGCAGCGCCUUCUGGCGAAGAGAUGUGUGUGGUUUUUUGGCAGUGACGACUACUACCACACAAUGGAUGGAAAAAUUGGACACGAGGGCUUCGAGGAGGUGGGCACUCCCGCCGAAAAGGAUCCCCUCACUCUGACCUCGGUGCUCAGCUACGAUGAGAUCAAGCUGGCCGCCCUGCUUUACGUGUCCUGCCACUCGGAGUUUAUCAACAAUGGGAGAAGAGCGAAUGCUGGUGAGGUGACCCAGAACAAGGACACAAUCGAACGGGAGGGCGUGAUCAUUGGACUGAUUGGAGCUCGCUUCGAGCGCCCCGAUGUGAUGGAGUACCAGGAUAUCAUGAUUACCGAAACCCAAAACACUCAGGCCAAAGGUUAUGGAUUGAGCACGAUGUCCAGUGAGACUGCCGCACCUGCAUCCGAUUUUCGUAGAAUCUGGCGAGAGUUCUACGAGGAACCCAGGGACUUUAUUUACGGAGACACUCCCCGUGAUAACGGGCGUUUCGAAAAGGUUUUUGAGGGCUUAUUCGAUCACCAGGUUAUGCGCAAGCGAUAUGCCAUCAGUUUCGACACCCUGCUUUUGGAGGCACAGGAUAGAGCAUUCAAGGCUGGGAAGCCCGCCUAUAUCCAUGUGGUGGGCAUCGGACUGGGCGUUUGGAAGGCGGCUAGUCAGCAGGAGCGCACCUUCUUUGAAUCAUUUGAGGGACGAUUGCGGGCACUUGGCGAACGCCUUAGCCACAUCGGAGUGGUGCACUUCUCCUGGUUCCAUUUGCCGAGAGUGGGCAGCUUGUACGACGGAGCCACUUUUCCCGUGGACAAACAUCCCCAAGGUGGCAUUCGCAUCCGAAAUUCGGCAAGAAAUCCCGGCGACAAACUUACGGAGGACAUGCUGCCCGUGGUGACCUACGCCUGGGAUGGAAAUGCCCUGCCUGGCAACGAAUUUUGGGCGAAUAUGCUAGUUAGCACCGGGGAUCCAGCAGCAGCCUGCUCCACACUGAUCUCUGAGCUGCAAAAUCCCCAAAUUAAUGUGGAGUACAUGAAUGGAGCCAAUCUGCACAUUGCAUCCGUGGAACACGGCUUGCUCCAUGUGGGUGAUUACGCUAGGCGACUGAUUCCCUAAAAACUAUGUGCACAUGCAUGUUUCGUACUACAUAUUCUUUGAAAUAUUAUAUAUUACGAUAGUGGGGGACUGAUAA
This is a messenger RNA of Drosophila erecta, 1670 nucleotides long. RefSeq lists its product as uncharacterized. Bases 44 to 1594 code for a protein of 516 amino acids. The transcript is spliced from 5 exons. NCBI's taxonomy places the organism in Eukaryota, Metazoa, Arthropoda, Insecta, Diptera, Drosophilidae. The record is from RefSeq and is a predicted model, not a curated record.